CGAUGCUCCCCACACCACACCACACGGCACACGCCCGCCUCGCCGCGACCACUCCCACCCCUACCAGGUCGCCACCAUGGCCGCGCUCCUCCCCUCCUCUUUCCCCUUCCCCCACGCCUCCUUCCCCAACCCCAAGCCCCACCAACUCGCCACCCCCGCCGCCGCCGCCGCCACGAGGCCCGAGUCACCCAAUGCGUCCCCGGCGCCCAACCCGGCCAGCGCCCGCCUCCGCCGCCUCAUCGCGCGCGAGGACCUCGCCGGGGCCGCGCGCCUCGUCGAGCGCUCCGCCUCCCGCGACGGGGAGCCCCCCGACGUGUACCUCUGCACCAAGCUCAUCCGCAACCUCUGCCGCCGGGGGCGCACCUCCGACGCCGCGCGCGUGCUCCGGGCCGCCGAGACGUCGGGCUCGCCCGUCGACGUCUUCGCCUACAACACCCUCGUCGCGGGGUACUGCCGCUACGGCCACCUCGACGCCGCGCGCAGGCUCAUCGCGUCCAUGCCCGUCGCGCCCGACGCGUACACGUACACGCCCCUGAUCCGCGGCCUCUGCGACCGCGGCAGGGUCGCCGACGCGCUCAGCCUGCUCGACGAUAUGCUCCGGCGCGGGUGCCAGCCCAGCGUCGUCACCUACACCGUGCUCCUCGAGGCCUUGUGCAAGAACAGCGGGUUUGGGCAGGCCAUGGCGGUCCUGGACGAGAUGCGUGUCAAGGGAUGCAUGCCCAACAUUGUUACCUACAAUGUCAUCAUCAAUGGCAUGUGCAGGGAAGGCCGUGUUGAUGACGCUAGGGAGCUCUUGGACAGGUUGUCCUCUUACGGAUUCCAGCCUGACACUGUCAGCUACACCACCCUCCUGAAGGGCCUGUGCGCUGCUAAGCGGUGGGACGACGUUGAGGAGCUCUUUGCUGAGAUGAUGGAGAGGAACUGCAUGCCGAAUGAGGUGACUUUUGACAUGCUGAUUAGAUUCUUUUGUCGAGGAGGUAUGGUGGAGCGAGCGAUUCAAGUUCUUGAACAAAUGACAUGGCAUGGAUGCUCAGCCAACACUACCUUGUGCAAUAUUGUCAUUAACUCUAUUUGCAAACAAGGCCGAGUUGACGAUGCCUUUAAGUUCUUAAAUAAUAUGGGUUCCUAUGGGUGCAAUCCAGAUACCAUUAGCUAUACUACGGUGUUGAAGGGCUUGUGUCGUGCCGAACGAUGGGAUGAUGCCAAGGAGCUUCUGAAAGAGAUGGUCCGAAAGAAUUGUCCCCCAAAUGAGGUGACAUUCAAUACAUUUAUCUGCAUAUUGUGCCAAAAGGGGUUGAUAGAGAAAGCUAUUAUGCUUAUUGAGCAAAUGUCAGAGCAUGGGUGUACUGUGGGUGUUGUCACAUACAAUGCUCUUGUUAAUGGAUUCUGUGUGCAAGGACGUAUUGACAGUGCCCUAGAGUUGUUUCGAAGCAUGCCCUGCAAACCCAAUACCAUCACAUAUACUACUUUACUGACAGGCUUGUGCAACGCCGAACGGUUAGAUGAUGCAGCAGAACUCAUAGCUGAGAUGCUUCGUAGAGAUUGCCCUCCAAAUGCAGUGACUUUCAAUGUUCUUGUGAGUUUCUUCUGUCAAAAAGGAUUUCUUGAGGAAGCAAUUGAACUCGUUGAGCAGAUGAUGGAACAUGGUUGCACCCCUAACCUGAUUACAUAUAAUACAUUACUGGAUGGGAUCACCAAGGAUUGCAGUUCAGAAGAUGCCCUGGAGUUGUUGCAAGGCUUGGUCAGCAAGGGAGUUUCGCCAGAUAUAAUUACAUUUUCUUCAAUCAUUGGUGUCCUCUCAAAAGAAGAUAGAGUUGAAGAGGCCAUUCAAAUGUUUCACGUAGUGCAAGAUAUUGGAAUGAGACCCAAAGCUGUGGUGUAUAACAAGAUACUACUUGGGCUCUGUAAAAGAUGUGAAAUAGAUAAUGCUAUUGACUUUUUUGCCUACAUGGUAUCUAACGGAUGCAUGCCCAAUGAAUCAACCUACAUUAUACUUAUUGAAGGCCUUGCUCAUGAGGGUUUGUUGAAGGAGGCCCGAGAUCUACUGAGCGAGUUGUGUUCAAGAGGAGUUGUAAGCAAGAACUUAAUAGAAGAGUGGCAAUAAGGUUGAAGAUCAAGCUGGGCAUACCCUUUUAGUCAUGAUGAAUCAGAGCACUAAGUGCUUAUUCGUUAUCCACAGUAAAGCAGAUUGAUGGCUGCCUUCUGUGCUUCAUGUAGAUGGUUGUUUGAGGGCCCAUAAUCUCGUAUGAAGGAAUCAUGACAAUGAACCUUACUUCGAAGUGUCAAGACUCAAGACCAACGAGACCAAGAAAUGAAUCCGGAGUAAAGCACAAGCAAAGAAGUUUGGUGUUCAUAGAUUUAUACUGUGGCAGUAAAGAAUACAAUCCACUUUUUUUACUUGACACUUUUGAGUUUUCAACUAACACAUUGACUUGUUAAUCUGUAAUGCAUCAUGCUUGUCUUCAAUGAUUUUGGGCUUUUCUUUCAUGAGCUAUGGGUAUGUGUCCUGUUGCUUUUCCCUCCAGGGCUGUGUGAGACAGUACCUUCUAUUUUUAUUUCAUUUGCCGUUCAAGAGCGCAGAUGACAACAUUCCUCACUGAAUAAUGUUUUUACCCAGGUUUCUGUAACUUAAAAUUGGCUUGUCAAAGAAUUAUUGGAAUAUAAUGUCGUCUGGAUGCCCUUUUUUGACUUUAAACAGGCAGGUGUGCUCUUACGAUCUUCGUCAUCGAGAAUUUGUAUGCUGUGAUUGCUGGCUAUGAUGGAGAUGUGAGAAACUAAUUUUAACAAUUCAAGAUGCAACAGACCCAAGCAAGUGGGUGGAGGAGAAAGGAGAUCAGGGACCUAUUCUGCAGGAUCUAGUGUUAUCUUGCAGGUACUGAGGGAGACAUGGGUGUCAACGGAGUAAUCUUCAGAGCUGGGUUCUGGAUGCAUCUGCUUUGACGAAGUUCAUUUUCAGCACUGUCAGGAAGAGUAACAAAGUGGCGCAUGACUUGGGCAAGCAUGGCACGGCGCUGGAGAUUGGUGAGAUGAGUGUAUCAAAUGCUGUAUCCAGGGUUUGUACUGAACUUGGUUAUAUUUAAUUUUAAGUCGCAUCCCUAAUGCAGCCUGAAAUCCAACGCGUGAUGUACGGCUGUACCUGCCACUGAAAUGAAUUUAGAAAUUCAUCUUUUUGCUUA
Messenger RNA from Setaria italica (foxtail millet), 3176 nucleotides. Its product is annotated as pentatricopeptide repeat-containing protein At1g09900. The transcript is spliced from 4 exons. NCBI's taxonomy places the organism in Eukaryota, Viridiplantae, Streptophyta, Magnoliopsida, Poales, Poaceae. Gene Ontology annotation, molecular function: protein binding. The coding region runs from base 77 to 2104 and encodes 675 amino acids. The record is from RefSeq and is a predicted model, not a curated record.